Molecule: messenger RNA, 2301 nt
Organism: Cladophialophora psammophila CBS 110553
Lineage: Eukaryota; Fungi; Ascomycota; Eurotiomycetes; Chaetothyriales; Herpotrichiellaceae
Exons: 1
Coding region: 1-2301 (766 amino acids)
Source: RefSeq, a predicted model, not a curated record
AUGCAGACGAGCAGCGGGCUAACAUUCGCUCUUCAGGCCCUUCUGAACCGCCACGAAUCCUACGUUUCUGAGUCGCAACAAGAGCACCAGCGCCUAACAGCCUACAUCAACGAACUGGAGAAUGAAAGGUCGGCUUUGCAGACCACGAACGACAAGAUUGUGGAGGAAAAUCGCCAGCUCUUGACACAACUCGAAACUGCCAACACAUCCCUCAAGGAGAGUGACAGCCAUGUCAAGAGCCUUGAAGCGCUGCUUCGUGACUGCGAAGUCGAGGUCCGAAGAUUGAACGGUCUCAGCCGGCGGACCGAGGAAUUGGAGCUCAAAAUACUUGAGAUGGAGAAGGAACGAAUGACAAUAACCCAACAGGCGGAUGAUGCAAGAGGAGAAAUCCGAAGCACCGUCAAGCGGUGGAAAGAGAGCGAGAUCAGAGUCCGUCAGCUUGAGCGCGAAGUUCAAAGGAUUGAAUGGGACGCGAAGGAGGACAGGGAACGGUACGAAGAGAUCAUUGCAAGGCUGGAACGUGAACGUGUUCUCGAGAGAGAACUGGGCGGUGCUGAAGGUCGAUUGAAAUCUGCGGCUGCUUUUCGAGGUCCAGACGCCCAGGAGAAGACCACCAAUGUUGUCGGCCACUUCGUCCGGGACAUUCUUCAGGAUAAUGCAAAUCUACAGGCCGGGGUCGUCGAACUGAAGGAACUGCUUCAAGCGUCAAACGAAGAGGUACAGAACCUGAGAGAGCAGAUCCUUGAGCAUCAGCCUGUAGACGACAGCGGUUCCGGGGCCAUGUCGGGGUCAGUCCCUUUGAGCGAUCAACUGGGCUGGUCACAACCUGCUCCGAAUGUGCAACAAUCAGUUCACGUCCACCACCAUUAUCACGCCAAACUUGCGAAGCGGGAUCGGACUCCAACGGUCCGAAGAUCGUCUCGCAAGAGGACGGUAUUGGGCCUGGGGAUGCUUCCGUCAACCCCAGAGUCAUCUGCUCCCACCACGCCGGUCGCCGGUCCUCAUCGGCUUUUUUCCAGCCCGGUGUUGCCUAUCACUCUCCAUCAACCACAGGCAACAAGGAAACGUUGGUCUAUGCAAUCAGCGGCGACAAGCUCGUCUAUGAUGUCCAGUUUCCCAAGCUCUCCACGGUCGUAUUUGGAGCAAUCCAGCUCCAUCUUCGAUCGGCUCGAAGCUGGUGAAGAAUCAUCUAGACCCACGAGUCCCGAGUCUACUGGCGGCCUUGCCUCUCCACCGUUGAAGUUCAAUCCUGGGUAUGAAUACGACGAGAGAACAAGGCUCCCGCUAGAAGAGGAGGAGCGCGAGGUUGGCGGCGCAGAAGCGUUUCCAAAAGAUGAACACGAGGGUUUGAGCGACGAAGCAGACCUUCAGCAUGGAGAAGAGGCCAAAGGAUCAGGGUCUCAUGACUUGACUCCCAAGCCUUCGCAAAUUCCUGUUGGCGGUGGGCGGAUGAGUGACACAGUCCAACCGGACCCACCAGCACCAAACAUAACGGAUCUGUCGCAGGAAGCCUCCAAAACAGAGCCACCCAAUAUCAUUAUUGAAGGGGAGCCUGUACUGAGUAUGCCGGAGGAAUCAGCAGAAGAUGUUCAGGAAGAUAGGAUGUCGCCAUCGACCACUCCGUAUGAUCUAGAUGAUGCUUCCGACAUUGCCAACCGAUCCAAGCUUCGACGAACAUCCUCCCAUGACUCCCUAGUGUCAAUCUCCGGCAUGGACAUCCACAUCGCCAAGCGACCAACUUCCUCAUCAUCUCAGUCGUCGAGCGUGUUAAGAGGCAACAAGGCAUAUUUCGCUCUUGGGCCAUCAGCGGCUCGAAGGAUCGCUUCUGCACAGCCAUUGGCGACGGUGACGGAGUACACAGCAUUGAGCUCGAUGACAUUGUUGAGCUCAGGCUCAUCCAACACUCUGUCAAGUGGACAUCAACUGCCGCAACGCAGUGUAAGUUCGAGCUUCGCAGCAUUGAGCGGUCUGGCGGAUCUUUCACCCUCCCACGCUGAAGACCAGCAACCUUCGCCUUCGGGAUUUGGGCGUCUUCUUGGUGGGUGGGUCAGAGGCAAAUGGGGCAUUGCACCGAUGAAGUCAAGCGGCGGCUUGACGUCUUCAGCCGCUUCAAUCGCGACGUCAUCGUCCAGCGAAACUCAGCUCCAAGGCGCCUCCCCUUUCCCAUUCAUGGGUGGAAGACUUCCGGGUAUUAACCAGAAAGGACCUAUACCGGGAUUCAAGCCGGCGCCGAAAAUCAGUGGUGUACAAGUGACCAUGGUAGAUGAAGAGGGACUGAAGCAGACUUUGGCGGAGGGAUGA